AGAUGGAGAGGGUGGUUCCACCCGGCUCCUCCUCCGGCUGCCCCGGCUCCUGGGACGGGAGGGACGGGGGAGCCUGCCUGCUAAAGGUCAGAUGAGCCCCUGGCAGUGGGAUCCCCUCAGCAAGCCGGUGCCACGUCCUCUCCAGCUGACAGAUCAGCGCUAAAGGGAACCGUGGAGCUGUGACUGCAGUGGCAGGGGUCACCUGGCUUGAUUUGUCACCAUGAGCCUCUUGCCGUUUGAGUCCAUCUGCAUUUUCCUGCUUCCCCAAAUUUUGCUGGUGUCAGGUAUACAAGAAAUUCAUGCUGACCAGGAGAAGAUCAGCAAGAUCUCAGCUGCUGGCCAGUUGAUGCAGUGCUCGGCUUCAGUAGAUGUCCUUUUCCUCUUGGACGGCUCCUACAGCAUUGGCAAAGGAAGCUUUGAAAGGUCUAAGGUCUUAGCAAGCAGGCUCUGUGAUGCCUUGGAUAUCCAUCCAAACAGGGUCCGUGUGGGAAUGAUACAGUUUAGCUCAACUCCUCACCUUGAAUUCCCACUGGAUUUGUAUCUGACCAAGCAAGAAGUGAAAGAGAGAAUCAAGGGGAUUGUGUUCAGAGGUGGGAGCACAGAGACAGGUCGGGCUCUGAAGUACAUUCUCCGCAAAGGAUUUCCUGGGGGUAGAAACUCGAGUGUCCCUGAAGUCCUGAUCAUCAUUUCAGAUGGGAAGUCCCAGGGCAGCACUGCGAUGCCUGCCAUGCAGGUGAAGGAGAGACACAUCACGGUGUUUGCAGUGGGAAUCAAGUUUCCAAGGUGGGAGGAGCUGCAUGUGCUGGCUAGCGAGCCCACCGAGCAACACGUGCUCUUCGCUGGAGAUGCCGACGAUGCUGCAAAUGGUCUGUACAGCACCCUCACCAGCUCUGUCUGCAGUGCCACCACUCCAGGCUGCAAAGUUGAAUCGCACCCUUGUGAACGCAGGACUCUGGAGACUGUGAAAGAACUGGCUGGAAAUUAUGUGUGUUGGAAGGGCUCAAAGCAGCCAGACGCAGUGCAUGCGUCACUGUGCCCUUUCUACAGGUGGAAGAGAGUCUUAGUAAACCACCCAUCCAGAUGCUUCCGAACUGUAUGUCCAGACCCUUGCGAUUCCCAGCCAUGCCAGAACGGGGGCACAUGUGUCCCAGAGGGACUGGACAAGUACCGCUGCCUCUGCCCGGUGGGGUAUGGAGGAGACAUCCACUGUGCACCAAAGUUGAGUCUUGACUGUGGUGUGGAUCUCCUUUUCCUCUUGGACAGCUCAGCAGGAGUCACACUGGAAGGGUUCCUGCGCUACAAGGCGUUCCUCAAGAGGUUCCUUCAAGCAGUGAUGGGCCAGGAUUCACCCAUGAAUGUGGGGGUGGCCCAAUACGCUGACAAUGUCAAGAUACCCAUUGCAGUGGGCCGACACAAGGAUGUGUUCAGUCUCAUGAAGAGCAUCGAUGCUUUGAAUUUUAGUGGAGGAGGAACCCUGACAGGCAGAGCCCUGCAUUACAUUGUGCGGCAUGGUUUUAGAACCCCAGUCCUUGCAGAUGUGCAGGGUGAUCUCCCACAUGUGGUUGUCUUGCUCACUGACUCCAAAUCCCAGGAUCCAGUGGCAGAAGCUGCUAAGUAUGCAAGGGACCAAGAUCUCUUCUUGAUUGGUGUAGGCAGCAGCUUCAUGAGAGCAGAGCUGAUCAAGGUGACCGGCAAUCCAAAGCAGACAAUUGUCUACUCGGACCCCCAGGACCUGUUCAACAGGAUCCCAGAACUGCAGAGAAGAAUCUGCAAUGUGGACAAUCCUGAAGGCUGCCAGGCACAGUCUCUUGAUUUGGCAUUUGCGGUAGAUGCCUCGGCUGGAGUUGGCCUGGAGAAUUUCCUGCGGUUGAUGAACUUUGUCAGGAGCAGCUGUUUGCACUUCAGCAUCAACAGGGAUGUCACCCAAAUUGCCCUUGUGAUCUACAGCAGCAAAGCUCACACUGUAUUCGCUUUGGACACUCACACAAGCAAUUCAGCAGUCCUCCAAGCCACCAACCAGGUGCCUUUCCUCGGAGACUCAGCCUUUGCUGGCAGAGCUUUGUUGCAUAUUUACGCUGAUGUGAUGACAGUGCAGAAAGGAGCAAGACCUGGUGUCAACAAGGUGGUGGUGAUGCUCACAAGUGGAGGCGACUUGGAGGAUGCAGCUGCCCCAGCUCAGCAGCUGAGGGACAACGGCAUCUUGGUGUUUGUGGUUGUUGUUGGGGAUGCACAGAGGGACACGCUGCUGAGGGUUGCUGGGUCUCCCAACUACCUGGUCCACAUCUCCUCCUAUGAAGACCUGCAGUAUUACCAAGACCUUAUCAUUGAACGGAUCUGUGAAGACGCAAAAAGCCCCGUGAACCUUUGCAAACCCAACCCGUGCAUGAACCAGGGCGUAUGCAUCCUCGGGCCUGGGAGCUACCGAUGCGAAUGCCGUGGCUGGGAAGGACCCCACUGUGAGAGCAGAGUACCCCGAGGUGAUUCUCCGAGAUCCCCAGUCCUUCCUCUUCACUCUCACGUGCAGUGGAGUCCGGGUGGUCUGCAGCGCUUCUCCAGAACCUCCCAGCACACAAAAAGGCGAACAGAUCAGAGACAGUGAUGCGCUGAGUGCUGCAAUUCUCCAGCUGGGAAUGCUUACUGCCACUUGCAGGCAAGAUCCUGCGAGCAACCAGUGACCUUGGCAGUGACGGAGUUGCUCCUGCACAGGGACUGUGCUGAGGCCAAUCCCAGUUCCUGCUUUGCACAAACUGGCUUU
Molecule: messenger RNA, 2755 nt
Organism: Cuculus canorus (common cuckoo)
Lineage: Eukaryota; Metazoa; Chordata; Aves; Cuculiformes; Cuculidae
Gene: VWA2
Product: von Willebrand factor A domain containing 2
Exons: 15
Coding region: 221-2599 (792 amino acids)
Biological process (GO): calcium-independent cell-matrix adhesion
Cellular component (GO): basement membrane
Molecular function (GO): calcium ion binding
Source: RefSeq, a predicted model, not a curated record